AAUAUACAUGAAUUUAAAAAAAUUUCGGAUUGAUAGAAAAAUUAAUUUGUUUAGCGCUAUUUUCGUUCGUAAUUUCAAAUAUUUCGAAAGAAUAAAUAAAUUCAUCACAUGGUUCACUACAAUUUCUCCAUUACUAAUGCUCCCCACCUUCAGUAUCAUAUAUGGUUAUUACUAUGAGUGGUAUACUGUUGCGAACCUCUUCGUUUGCAAGACAUUUGUUCAUUGAGUACAAUCUAAUAUUAUAAUGUGGAAGUGAGAUUUUCAAUAUUUACUAUUGAGUUUGUUGUUGAAAUUGUUUUAAAAUUUGCUUCUCUUAAACGUUAGAUUUCGGUUGGUUUAUGUAGCUUUUGUGUGAACUAUAAAAUAUAUCCCCAUCAAUGAAAUAACCAAACAAUACUUUCAGGUCUUAAUUAUUUCAUAAUGAAUUCAAACAUAAUCUGCAAUGAGAAUAUCAAGAUUUACCAUAAAGAGUUUCAAACUGAUUCAUAUACUCAGCCACACUUACCAUGAUGUGUUUACUGUAAACUGGUUUUUGUUUAAAAAUAAUUCGUGCGUUUUGUGCGGCUAGUGGAAAGAUGUCAAAACAAUCGUUGCUUAAUAGGUGGAGCAUUGUUCUGAUUGUUUUUCUGAACUUGACAACCCAAAUUCAUUCCAAUGAAGAUGAAUAUAGGUGCCCAGAAAGCCCCUUAACCAUACAUCCAUGCAAGUGUACAAAGGUAACGAAUAUUGGGACUACUAUCGAGUGCUUAAACACAAACCUGGCAAGCCUGUCAGUUGCUUUGGCCAAUAUUGCUGAUCAAAAGGUUCCAAUUGAUGCUUUGCACAUCAAGAGAUCUAAUUUCGAUAUAUUGUUUGGAACAGUAUUCCUUAAAUUAAAUGUACAUAAGAUCCUCUUACGUAGCACACCGAUUGAAAAUAUUGAUGAAUAUGUAUUUAAUGGGGCCAACGAAACCUUAACAGAGCUUGAAUUGAUGAACACAUCACUCAAUACCUUCCCGAUAUCGUUCAAGACUCUAGGCAAGCUAAUAUCUCUCAAAUUGGAUAAACAUCAAAUCAAAACCUUAGACUCAAUGGCAUUUGAUGGGCCAAUUAGUCAAACGUUAGAGCGUUUGUAUAUAUCAAACGGUAACCUUACUGAAGUUAGCGUUGAAUUUUUACAGUCACUACGAAAAUUGAAAACUCUUGAUUUACAUGGAAACCAAAUAAAAGAACUCAAAAGGAAUCAGUUUAAAAAUUUACGUGAUUUGGAAAGUCUUGAUAUUAGCUAUAAUGAAAUUACAAAAUUGGAUUCGUCUCAUAUUGCUGACCUGACAAAAUUAAGUUUCUGCAAUAUUUCAUACAAUGCCAUCACUGAAAUUGCGAGGGGUACUUUUGCUCGCAAUUCCGUAUUACGUCUCCUUAACAUGUCUGGUAAUAAAAUCAAGCGCCUGGAUGCCAAUAGUUUUCGAGGCAUGAGAUUUUUAAGACGUUUGUAUUUGAGCGAAAAUUUGAUUAGUGAUGUUGGACGGGGAACAUUUUCAGCUAUAACGCGGAUUGGAACCAUUGAUCUGGCGAGAAAUUUGUUGAAAAAAGUGGAUUACCAAAUGUUUGCUUCAUUGAAUUAUAUUGAGAUCAUUGAUUUGGCGGAGAACCAAAUAGUGGAAAUUCAAAAGCAGUCUUUUAAGGAUUUGUAUUUAACUCAUAUAAAUAUUUCACAUAAUCAUAUUGCGAAAUUCGAGUCGCAGUCAUUCGAGAACUGUGUAAAUAUGACAACGCUUGAUCUAUCGCAUAAUUUCAUUGAAAUGUUUGCAAAAAGAACAUUCGACGAAUUAUCAUACGCUACGGAACUGCUGUUGUCAUUUAACAAAUUGAGAAAUUUUUCUGCGGUAAAGUAACUUUGAAUAAAAAUAUAUAUAAAGUAGUCUAAGUUAGGGUUACCAACUGUACUGACUUUUUCAGUAUCAUACUGAAUUUCCGGCCAUUUUUAAGAGAAUACUGACCAAUACUGAAUAUUGACUAUAGUGGAGUGAAAGAGAGAGAUUCCAUAAAGAACCUCCGAAACGAUUUCGGUAUCAAAAUUAUCCCGAAAGAGGCGCCGCAUGUCCAUAACAACAAAUCAGACUUUAUACAACACAUAUACAGACGAAUCCCCACUCUUUUCACAGUUGCGACCGGUGUGUACUGUGGCUGAAUGCUGUUGCAUCGCUGCUAUUGCGAGUGUAUAUUGGUCAACAACAUACCGUUGGGUUUUGGUUCUCAAUUAUAAGAUUUCAAAUACUUUA
Sitodiplosis mosellana (orange wheat blossom midge) is the source of this 2261-nucleotide messenger RNA. RefSeq names its product chondroadherin-like. Bases 576 to 1874 code for a protein of 432 amino acids. NCBI's taxonomy places the organism in Eukaryota, Metazoa, Arthropoda, Insecta, Diptera, Cecidomyiidae. Gene Ontology annotation, molecular function: protein binding. The transcript is spliced from 9 exons. The record is from RefSeq and is a predicted model, not a curated record. Gene Ontology annotation, cellular component: plasma membrane.